GUCAACCCAAAAAUAAUUACAUUACAUGUGAAAGAAAAAGAAAAAAACACUGAACAAACGCGAAUUCGAGCUUGGGCACCAAGAAAAAAUAGAUUUUUCUUUUGGCUCCUCACCAAGAAAAAAGAUUCUACAGGAGGAAAGUAAGGAUUUUUCAGAAUGGGUCUAAGCUUUGGAAUGAUUUGAAAUUUUUUCCGAGAAACAGAGAAGAAGCAAAAAAAAAUUCAAUGUUUUGUUCUCGGCGUCUUCUUCUUUCCUGCAAACAUGGUGCGAAUCAGGCGGCGAAUUUUCUCAGAGGGUCUGGGGCAUCGAGGCGAAUUCAGUCAUUCAAUUACAGUAAAUCAACAAGACAGAGCCAUGGAAGGACAGAUCUUAACCCUCAAUUGCGUAUAGGAACUCAAACUCCUCCUUCUCGCUCACGUGCCCGUUAUGCUGCUCCAGCGCUUGUGCUUGGGUUUACUGGAUUCAUCGCGUUUCUUCAUUACAAUGACGAAAGGAGAGCAGUUCCAAAAGGUCAACCAAGCAGCAACAGCGGUUGUGGCUGCGGCUCUAACACAACCGUGAAAGGUCCAAUUAUCGGAGGUCCGUUCACGCUUAUGAGUACACAAAACAAGAUAGUCACUGAGAAAGACUUUAGUGGUAAAUGGGUUCUGCUCUACUUUGGUUACUCGUUUUCCCCUGAUGUUGGACCCGUGCAACUGAAGAUGAUGUCCAAAGCAGUUGAUAAACUAGAGUCUAAUCAUAACGAGAAGAUAUUGCCUGUCUUUGUCACUCUUGACCCUUUACGAGAUACACCUUCUCAUCUCCACGCAUACUUGAAAGAAUUUGAUAGUAGGAUACUUGGAUUGACUGGAUCUGCAAGUGCAAUGAGACAAAUGGCACAGGAGUAUCGUGUCUAUUUCAAGAAGGUCCAAGAAGAUGGAGACGAUUAUCUCGUUGACACUUCUCACAACAUGUACUUGUUGAAUCCGAAGAUGGAGGUUGUGAGGUGCUUUGGAGUAGAGUAUAAUCCAGAUGAGCUCUCACAAGAGGUUCUUAAAGAAGUUACUUCUGUUUCACAGUGACCCGUUUUGACCAAAACACUAAGAGAGUUAUGUUCACAGAAAGAAACACGAAAAUGCUUUUGAUUGUGUUUGUUCAUUGGUGAAACAUUUCAUUUAGACGAUUUUGAUGUUCCUCUGCGUCAUGCAACCAUGGUUCUCUCUUCACUGACAAUCAAUCAUCAUCGUCUUCGGCGAGAUUAUCUGAUCACAGUAGUUUCUAA
Molecule: messenger RNA, 1261 nt
Organism: Thlaspi arvense
Lineage: Eukaryota; Viridiplantae; Streptophyta; Magnoliopsida; Brassicales; Brassicaceae
Source: the annotation of a GenBank genome assembly